AUGGCAUCACUCGAGCCGAAUUCGACAAACAAUUCGUCCCCCAGUGGCAAUUCAAACAACGAAGAAGUUCGCUUAUCGCAAAAGUCCUUCGAAAAAGAAUGCUCUUCUAAUGCGCAACCACCGAUGGCGGAUAAUGGUCACGUUGACGGUUGGCCUUGCUCGAAGGGUGCAGCAAGCGUGAAAUGGGACAGGGAACGGUUUGACAUUCGGCGCCCGUACGAAAGGAAAGAGUACGAUCGUCCACACCGGGCGCUGCCCAACUAUUUGGCCGCCUUCGAGGGUCUCAACGUGAAGCCGCAAAAAUGUUGCAAGCCGAACGCUUUCGCCAGGCGUACACCGAUAGAGGAAGUGUUUCACGAGCGGAACCGGACGAAAGUUUGUCCAACGGAAGCGCCGCGACCGUUGGAGGAUUGUGUUGAUGAUGUGAUCGUUGCGGGGAAUGUUAGUUCCAAGGAGGAGGAGAACGAGGAAGACGAGGAGGAGGAGGAGGAGAAAAAUGUCCACAAGAGGAGGAUAUCGAAGGAGUGCUGCAAGACAUUCUUCCAAGCCAGGCGUGCUUUGCUGAGAAGCGAACUUUUCGACAGAUAUUUCAACCGACCACCAAGUCCUGAGAACGAGAGCGAAUCAGAAGACGCGAUUGGAGAGUUUGAACAGAUUGUGUCUGAAAACCAACAGGUUGAACCCCAGCACCAUGACCUAGUUGACUCUUCCGAACAGCUUGAAGACAGUUCCUGCUCGAUAAGUUCCUACAAGUCACCGGAAAUUGUACACAAAGAAAAUAAACCCGCAGCCAUUGAAGCUCAGGAACAGUUUCUGGACCGAAUGCGGAACCAUUACCUGGCGAGGUUCGAUCGUGUCAGGGAGCAGAUGGAAAAGGUGGAACGGGACCGUCACAAACAGCCCGAGCCAUUCGAUGGGGAAAAGUAUAUGGCCGAAUAUCCUGCUCCGGACAUUAGGAAUGAAGGGAAGGUACGCUUGCGUGAGACUCUUGAGAGGCGUUUGGCGGAGUUGAACAAAGUUCAGGAGCGCCCCGUGCGCCAGUAUCCAACGACGGUGAAACAGUUUGCGAUGUACAAGGAACGGCUGAUGGAAGACAGGCGUAAACUGCGCGAUGAGGCGGCAUUGGUUGAAGAUUACUUUCGUAAAGCCGAUGCACCGAGGGAGAUUCCCGAGGCGAAGCUAGAGGUGAAACGGUUUCGAUUGGCAGAUUUUGAAAGCUCCCCAGAGGACUUCGAUUCCGAUGGGGAAUCGGAGUGCCGUCCGGCAGAACCGUUGGUUUACCACACCUGCAUGACGCGAGACGAAUGGGGUCACUGGAUGGCGCAUAGUACUAAGAUCGAGAAGCUGAAACUACCGAAAGUCAGUGUGGCUCGAGUUCCGGUGAUGGUGCAAAAGUGUCACGAAAGUCCCAUCCGUGCGUACAUCGAGGGUCGUCUCGAUGGACCUUCCCGCGCCACGACGUCGCCGACGGUGGAACACGAAAAGAAGCAGCAGGAACAUCGUCGGUCGAAGAAGAUUAUCCAUUCCGUGCGAGCCACAAGCUCACCAUGUCCGACCAUGCGUGAUCUGCUAUUUGACCCGGUGCCCAAUCCCGAGCCGCUGGAUUUCGUGCCGUACAAUGCGACGCUCCGACCAUAUUCGGACAUCGUCGAGGAACGUCUUCGCAUCGGCAAAGGGCAGAGGAAGGUUCAGCGGCAGCUGCGCAAAAGCCGGAUGCGAUGGAUUGAGAAGCUUGUCGACGAGAUUUGCUGUCGGAGGAGAGACUAG
This is a messenger RNA of Anopheles coustani, 1767 nucleotides long. RefSeq lists its product as uncharacterized. The transcript is spliced from 2 exons. Lineage: Eukaryota; Metazoa; Arthropoda; Insecta; Diptera; Culicidae. The coding region runs from base 1 to 1767 and encodes 588 amino acids. The record is from RefSeq and is a predicted model, not a curated record.